UGAAGAGAGCAAAGGCCGGAGUCAGAUGCGCGCGCGAUUCCGUGAGAGGCUGGGCCUCUCGGGCGCACACCACGCGCACAUCAACCCGCCGCGCCGCGCCGCGCCGGAAGGGUGGGUUUCCGAUGAACCCGCCGCGGAGCCUCUUCCCGGAGCUGCCUCCGGCCGGCCACGCCCUCCUCCGCCUCGUGGACUCGUGCCGCGCGCCCGCCCACCUCCGCUCCCUGCGCGCCGCGCACGCGCGCCUCCUCUUCCUCCUGCGCCUCCCCUCCCACCCGGCCUCCGCCGCCGUCCGCGUCAAGCUCAUCCAGGCCUACGCCGCGUGCGCCGCGCUCCCGGCCGCCCGCGCGGUGCUCGACGCCUCCCCCGACCGCACCACCGUCUUCUUCAACGUCCUCCUCCGGGGCCUCACCGCCGCUUCCCUCCACCGCGACGCGCUGCUCCUCUUCGCCUCCAUGAGGCCGCAGGGCCACGCCUGCUUCCCCGACCACUACACCUACCCGCUCGCUCUCAAGUCCUGCGCAGCCACGGACGGGCUCGUUCUCGGGCGACAGAUCCAUUCCUCCACCGCGAGGCUUGGCCUGGACGGGAACGUCUUCGUGGCGCAUUCGGCGAUCAGCAUGUAUGCGCGGUGCGGCCGCCCGGACGACGCGUAUCAGAUGUUCGAAGAAAUGCAGUACCGGGAUGUUGUUUCUUGGAACGCCAUGAUUUCUGGGUUCGCACACGCGGGUUUGUUUGGCCGCGCUAUGGAUGUUUUCAGGGAAUUGGUAGCGUUGCAGUGCCCAAAGCCCGAUGCCGGAACCAUGGCAAGCAUCUUGCCCUCUAUGGGGAAGGCAAGGGUAGAGGAUAUUGCAUUAUUGAAGGGAGUGUUUGAUGAGAUGAGGUUUAAAGGGCUUAUUUCCUGGAAUGCUAUGCUUGCUGUAUAUACUAACAAUGAAAUGCAUGUUGAGGCUGUUGAGCUGUUCAUGAGGAUGCAAAAGGAUGGCAUUGAACCAGAUGCAGUGACUCUGGCGACUGUUCUUCCUUCUUGUGGAGAAGUAUCGGCCCUUUCACUGGGAAAACGGAUCCAUGAAGUUAUCAAGAGAAGAAGGAUGUGCUCCAGUAUGUUGCUUGAGAAUGCCCUCAUGGAUAUGUACGCAAAUUGUGGAUGUCUGAAGGAAGCUAGGGAUGUUUUUGAUUCCAUGGGCACGCGGGAUGUGGUAUCAUGGACUUCAAUAAUUUCAGCUUAUGGCAGGCAUGGCCAUGGUAGAGAGGCCAUUGACUUGUUUGAGAAGAUGUGUGGACAGGGUCUGGAACCAGACUCUAUUGCCUUUGUUGCUAUUCUUGCAGCAUGUAGCCAUGCUGGUCUUUUGGAUAUGGGAAAACAUUACUUUUAUUCCAUGACUAGUGAAUUUCAUAUAGCCCCAAAGUUAGAGCAUUAUGCUUGCAUGGUGGACCUUCUCGGGCGUGCUGGAUGCAUAAGAGAGGCAUAUGAUUUCAUCAUGGUGAUGCCUAUUAAGCCAAAUGAAAGAGUUUGGGGAGCCUUGUUAGGAGCUUGUCGGAUUCACUCCAAUAUGGACAUUGGGUUAUUGGCAGCAGACAGUCUGUUAAGAUUGGCACCUAAACAAACAGGAUACUACGUGCUAUUAUCAAAUAUUUAUGCUAGGGCUGGGAGAUGGGCAGAUGUUAGCAUGGUGAGAAGUGUCAUGGAAAGCAAGGGUAUCAAGAAGUUGCCUGGUGUUAGCAAUGCUGAGCUAGGGGAUAGGGUUCACACAUUUCAUAUUGGUGAUACAUCUCAUCCACAAUCGAAAAUGAUUUACAAGAAAUUAAGUGAAUUGUUACGAAGGAUCAGGGAAAUGGGUUAUAACCCAGAGGUUGAGGCUACACUUCAUGAUGUUGAAGAGGAAGACAAGGAGGGUCAUCUUUCAGUACACAGUGAAAAAUUGGCUAUUGCAUUUCUUCUUAUAAACACUAAUCCAGGAACACCUAUUAGGAUAACAAUGAAUCUAAGAACAUGUAGUGAUUGCCAUCAUGCUGCUAAGUUGAUUUCAACAAUUGCCGGUCGAGAGAUUAUACUUAAAGACGUUAAUAGGAUCCACUAUAUGGUACAAGGAGUUUGCUCAUGUGGGGACUAUUGGUAAAAAGAUAUAUGAUAAGCACCUACUGCCUUUUGAGUUCACACCUUGGCCCUUGCUGCUUCGAGCAUGAAGCUUGAAUUGAUCUUUAUUGACUUGUAUUUGCUUUUUGGUUGAGUGAGAUGGAAAUUUUCUGGAAACAUUCCUAUAGAAAUGCAACAUCCAUAUGCAACUUCCGAGUCAAAAGGAAAGAAGACAAACAAGAUCAACCAAUCUGAGAGACUGGUAUAAAAUUGCUCUAAGCAAAGAUGAAAUGUUGGAGGAGGAACUUCUACAAGGGAAAAAUUAUGUGAACUCAUCUUACUACGCAUCUUUCAUACUUUCACAAAUACAAGCAAAUUUCCAGAAAGAUAUCUGUUUAAUUCUGGGGCAUCAGCAGGGUGCAGUGGUGUUGAUCAUGCAUUUUGGUCUGGUAAGAGGCUGACAGGCAGUGUGGGCUUUGAAUGCUUAACUGUCUUCAUCAACGGCAGAGCUUUGACAGGGCAGUGAGGCACUUGGCACUUCACUUCAGCAAUGAAAGGCAUCAUGAAAGGUAUGGUGAUGAGGAUAGAAUGGAAUGUACCAAUAGUGGGAAAUGGAGAUGGAGAUGAAUUUCAGAGAGGGGUCAGAGUUGGCAUACAGACGUAUGGUGUGGCUACCAGCCAUGACUGAUAUCCAGAAAGGCUUACUAAGUCAGGAGACCUAGAGGCCUUUGUCUUAAAUAUCGGAUAAUGCAUUUAGCAUGGCAUUGCCUUGUCAGCUCCCACUUGCCCUUGUUCUUCGAAGUAGCCAAAAAAUAAUAAUAAACUGGACUACAGUUGGAGGCACGCAGAGGUAUGAUUGAUUAGCUGCCUAGGGCUUACUUGCUUAUUUAGUGCAUCAUAGCCUUUUUCUUUCACCCUAGACUCAUUUGUAGCAUCAUUAAUUGACUAUUUUGGGUGCAACUAGUGCACAGCACUGAGAAAUGAAGUGCUGUAUACUUGUCCCACACACUUGUGUACCAGGAAAAUUAGAGGCCUCUACUUAAUAGGUGUGUGUCUCAAAUUUAUGGUCCUGAUUGAAACCUUGAAGGUGAACUCUAGACCACAGGUUAUAUCAGUUCAUUUUCAGCUCAAACCCAAAACAAUAUGCAAUAUUUAUUGUCCAGAAAAUAUCAAAAUAAUCAACUGCCUGUCCUUUGCACUUGUCGGUAUCAUUUCAGA
Messenger RNA from Oryza sativa Japonica Group (Japanese rice), 3292 nucleotides. NCBI's taxonomy places the organism in Eukaryota, Viridiplantae, Streptophyta, Magnoliopsida, Poales, Poaceae. The record is from RefSeq and is a predicted model, not a curated record.